AUGGACGAUCCUUUUGUUACUUGUCCUUACAAUAGCUCACAUCGCGUGCCUCGAUCUCGAAUUCAAUCUCAUUUGGUUCGGUGUAAGGAAAAAAAUCCCAAUUUUGUUAUUUGCCCUUAUAACGCUACGCAUAGGUUACCAGAAAGUGAAAUUAAAGGUCAUGUAGUGAACUGUCCGUCGAAAGACGCGAUUUUCCCAAAUGAAACAACUGUUCAAAUUAAGCCGGACGAAGUUAAACUGAAGCGGCCGCCAAUGGACGAAGAAGAUAUGUGGGAUGAU
Messenger RNA from Brenthis ino (lesser marbled fritillary), 279 nucleotides. NCBI's taxonomy places the organism in Eukaryota, Metazoa, Arthropoda, Insecta, Lepidoptera, Nymphalidae. The record is from the annotation of a GenBank genome assembly.